This is a messenger RNA of Mesorhabditis belari, 597 nucleotides long. Lineage: Eukaryota; Metazoa; Nematoda; Chromadorea; Rhabditida; Rhabditidae. The record is from the annotation of a GenBank genome assembly.
AUGAAUUUGAAAGGAAAUCCGAUCAAUGAGUGGUCAUCGAUUAAUAAUUUGGCCACUUUGGACCGACUGCAGACACUUUUUGUCACGUCAGCAAACUUUGAAGGAUUAAACGGACUUGAUGUUAGAGAGAUGAUUAUCGCCAAGCUGUCGAAAUUGACGAUGCUAAAUCGGGGAGACAUCAGCGCUAUUGAAAGGAGAUCGGCUGAAUUGUGCAAAUGCAACGGCUUGGAAGAGGCUUUAAAGGCGCCACAUGAAAACGAUAUUAAGCGGCUGAUUCAGAUUCAUGGUGAACCGAUAGCUGAUAAAAACAAGGCGAAAAAGAUUAACGUUGUCAAAGUGAGCAUCUCGUAUCAGGGGAAAUCCCUUUUGCGGCCACUUCCCACCUCAUCGACGGUAUCAAAGGUGACCGAGAUUGCGGCUCGUCUCUUCGCUCUCGACCCGAAAGUGGUUACUUUAUGGAUUGAGCCAAAAGAAGGUGUGGCAAGUGAACUUUCGAUUCCCGCUCGACAACUUUCAUUUUAUUCGGUCGGUUUCCAAUCCCCGCAACAGCAGCAAAACUCGUUUAUGUCUUAUGGACAAUCGGUUCAACGACCGUAU